AUGCCUGUCGCCAUCGUCACCGGCGGUGCAUCCGGAAUCGGGCUAGCCAUCGUCAAGCUGUUGGUGACAAAGUCCUAUCAGGUAGUCAUCGCCGACCGAAAUGCGAAAUUGGGGGAGCAAGAAGCUCGACAGCUCGGAUCAGCCGAUCAGGUUGUGUUCGUUGAGGUCAACAUCAGCGACUGGACCAGCCAGACCCAGCUUUACGAGGAGACCAAAGCCACUUUCGGUCGCAUCGAUGUUGUCUUCGCGAAUGCCGGAUUCGGCGAACAAGCACCUUCACUGAAUUCGAUGCCUGUUGAGCUCGUCCAACCGGAUACCAGCGUGAUUGACGUUUGCUUCCGAGGGACGCUUUUCUCCAUCUAUCUAGCAAUUCAUUAUAUGCGCCAGAACAAUGGAGAAGGCGGCAGGAUCAUCACCACUGGAGGUCAAGCUGGCAUUUAUGGGUUUCCGGUCAUGCCUGUCUACUGCUCGACGAAAGCCGCUGUCCAUACCAUGUGUCGUUCGAUAGCCCUCGAUAUGUCAAAGGAGAAGAUUUACGUCAAUAGCUUCUGCCCUGGCCUGACAUUGACGCCUGUGACCAGGACCUUCCUUGAAGACCUGCCUCCCACCAAGGUGAGCCCGAUGGAGAACCAUAUGAAGGCUGUCGAGCAGUUUCUCUCGACCGAUGUGUUCGGCAAGAUCAUCGAGAGCGACGCAGGAGGACUAUACAAUCGUGAGCGGCCAGAACCGUGGUCGCCGGAGCAUCAAUCAUGGGUGUAUGUUCAAGAGGGUGUCGAGGUGCCACGAUAA
Cyphellophora attinorum is the source of this 789-nucleotide messenger RNA. Its product is annotated as Diacetyl [(S)-acetoin forming]. Gene Ontology annotation, molecular function: oxidoreductase activity, acting on the CH-OH group of donors, NAD or NADP as acceptor. The coding region runs from base 1 to 789 and encodes 262 amino acids. The transcript is spliced from 2 exons. NCBI's taxonomy places the organism in Eukaryota, Fungi, Ascomycota, Eurotiomycetes, Chaetothyriales, Cyphellophoraceae. Gene Ontology annotation, cellular component: cytoplasm. The record is from RefSeq and is a predicted model, not a curated record.